Molecule: messenger RNA, 2115 nt
Organism: Hydra vulgaris (swiftwater hydra)
Lineage: Eukaryota; Metazoa; Cnidaria; Hydrozoa; Anthoathecata; Hydridae
Source: RefSeq, a predicted model, not a curated record
AUGCAAGUUGACACCGGAUGUCAAGUCACAAUUAUUCCAAAAUAUUUUUGGGAACUAAUGUCUAAAUCGAAAUUACAAAAAUGCUACCUUCGCCUGAAACAGUUUGAUGGCACAGUUAUAAAAAUCCUAGGCGAAUUUGAGGCAACUUUGGAAACCGAAUCAAAAAUGAAUAUCGUACGAAUUAUUGUUGCAGACUGUACAAAAAAUCAUGAUCUAAUUGGUAUGGAUGUAUUAAAUAUCAACGCCACAAAAUUAGUAAAUAGUAUAGAACCUCUUGUUCAUGGGCGUUUAAUUAAUUACAAAGCAAAUAUUCUGUUGAAAAACGGCGUACAACCAACUUAUUUUGAAGCUCGACCUCUUCCUAUCCAUAUAAGACCACUAGUGGUAGAUAAACUUAAUGGAAUGAUACAGCAAGGGUUGCUUCAAAGGGUUCCUCCUGGUGGAAGCAGAUGGGCUUCACCGCUUGUGGUUGUUAGAAAAACAGACGGAGAUUUACGCAUUUGUGCGGAUUACAAAAUAGGUGUUAACCAAAAAAUAUGCUCAGACUCAUAUCCCAUCCCAAACAUUGAGACCGUAUUUCAUAAAAUGGCAGGGAUGAAAUAUUUUGCUAAAAUUGAUCUCAAGGGAGCUUAUCAUCAAAUUGAGAUGGACAAAGAGGCACAAGAAAUAACAACAGUUAAUACCCCUAUUGGAUUAUUAAGAUGGACCUGUUUACCUUUCGAAAUUAAGACUGCAAGUGCGAUAUUUCAAAGAGCGAUAGAAUCUGUUGUUGGCGAUAUUAUUCCCAAUAUGAUUAUAUUUCAAGACGAUAUAUGUGUCGGUGCUAAAAAUGCUGAAGAACUCAAAUCGAAUUUAAACAAAAUAUUGAGCAAAUUGAAGGAAUCGGGAAUGAGCAUAAAUAAACGAAAGUCAGUGAAUGAAACAAAAAGUCUUUCAUUUUUAGGAUAUGAACUGUCAGAAAAAGGAGUUACCCCAGAUCGUAAUUUAGUCAGCAAAAUACUUGGAAUAAGUCCUCCUAUUAAUAAAAAGGAACUCGAAAAGAAAGGAGUUACAUUCGAAUGGAGGAAGGAGCAUCAACAGGCAUUUGAAUUGCUAAAAAGAAACCUUUGUGAAGAACCCGUAGUGAAGGUUUAUGACAUCAACCAAGAUCUAGAGUUAACAACAGAUGCUAGCGAGAAAGCUAUAUCUGGAAUACUUUCACAGAAUGGCCAUCCGGUAUUGUAUCUCUCACGAACUUUAUCAGACGCUGAGACAAGAUAUUCUAAUAUUGAGAGAGAAGCUUUAGCUAUUGUAUGGUCUGCUCACAGAGCUAGGCAUUUUCUGUUGGGUAGAAAAUUCAAAUUAAUAUCAGAUCACAGGCCAUUAGAAUUUAUAUUUGAUAGUAACAAAGAAUUGCCCAAAGUCCCAUCCGCUAGAAUUUUAAGAUGGGCCAUACAAAUGAUGGCAUUUGACUACGAAAUAAGCUACAAGAAGGGAGAAAACAUUCCUCAUGCUGACGCAUUAUCGAGAUUGUCCUUUCUACCACAAGAUGAAGAGAAAGACCAAGAAACAUUUAUACACUUAGUCGAUUCAGAUAUAGUGAACCUUGAGCAAAUAAUAAAAGAAACAGAAAAUGAUAGGGUAUUGAUGGACAUCAAAACCAGAAUUAGGAAGAAUAAUUGGAGCAGAUGCUCGGUAACAGAAAGACCCUAUAAAUCUAUUAGGAAUAAACUGACUAUCGAAAAAGGAAUUGUGUGUAAUGGUGACCUCAUUGUACCUCCUAAGACAAUGAGAAAGAUCUUCAUCAAAUCGAUCCAUGAUAAUAUACAUUGUGGCAUAAUGCAAACGCGAUGUAGAUUAAAAUUAGAAGCCUGGUGGCCUGGCUACUGUCAAGAUGUUGAAGAUUAUGUGAAAAACUGUGAAAAAUGUGCCGAAAUAAAAGUGAAGAAGGAAAGGACAUUACAUACAUGGCCAAGUGAAAAUAAACCUUGGUGUAGAGUACAUAUGGAUCAUGCACAUGUACAGGGUAUCGGACUGUUUUUGAUUUUAGUAGAUUCUUUUUCUGGAUGGCCGGAAGUUAUUAAGAAAUGGAGUUCCAGAGGUUUUAGUAUCCGACAAUGCUGCGGAAUUUCAUGA